This is a messenger RNA of Solanum dulcamara, 770 nucleotides long. RefSeq names its product dirigent protein 21-like. The record is from RefSeq and is a predicted model, not a curated record. Lineage: Eukaryota; Viridiplantae; Streptophyta; Magnoliopsida; Solanales; Solanaceae.
AGUUGGAGUAUUGAUCAAAUUUUUAGAUCAAUUCAUUUCUCCUUCUUCAAUGGAGUUUUCUCUUCGAUUGUUCUCCUCUGUUCUUCUAAUCAAAUAGUCGUUAGAUUGAGUUUUUCUCAAUAUCCUUGUAUAUAUAUGCAAUUAAUCAUUCUUUCUCAAAACACUAAGUGGGAGAGACAAGGAGAUAUAAAGAGAUGGAAAAAGCAAUCCUAGUUUUAUUUAUUUGCUUCAUUGUUAUGGCUAUGCCAAUGGCUCAAGGGGUUAUAUUAGGACCCAAAGCUAUGGAAAAAUGGUUCCACAAGCUUCCUCUUGCAAAGCAAAAGGUAACCAAAUUUCAUUUCUAUUUUCAUGAUAUAACUAGUGGAAAAAAUCCAACUGCAGUUCAGAUAGCCCAGUCUAACAUGACUACUAAAUGGCCAACUUUCUUUGGGUUUGUUGAAAUGAUAGACAACCCACCAACAGUUGGACCUGCCAAUUCGACUAUAGUGGGUCGAUCUUAAGGGAUUUAUGGAGCAGCUGAUCAAAAUGUGUCUGGCCUUCUCAUGACUCUCAACUUUGUAUUCACAACUGGUGAGUAUAAUGAUAGCACGUUGAGUGUACUUGGCCGGAAUCCAGCAUUUCCCAAGUAUCAUGAGAUGCCGAUCGUUGGUGGUUCUGAAAAUUUUCGAUUGGCUCAGGAAAUCACCACCACUAAGACGUAUUGGAUCAAUACGACCAACAGAGAUGGUGUUGUUGAGUACAAUGUUAUAGUCUUGCAUAAUGACAUUUAA